Molecule: messenger RNA, 1342 nt
Organism: Phyllopteryx taeniolatus (common seadragon)
Lineage: Eukaryota; Metazoa; Chordata; Actinopteri; Syngnathiformes; Syngnathidae
Gene: csrp1a
Product: cysteine and glycine-rich protein 1a
Exons: 6
Coding region: 187-768 (193 amino acids)
Biological process (GO): sarcomere organization; muscle tissue development
Cellular component (GO): cytoplasm; nucleus; Z disc
Molecular function (GO): actinin binding; structural constituent of muscle
Source: RefSeq, a predicted model, not a curated record
CCCUUGCCCCUCCCUCAGACACUCAGUCAGAAAUUCCCUUUUCCUCAACUCGCUCGGGCGGCUGCCGGCUGAAGCGGCAACAAGGAAAAGCACAUUUUCAACCGAGGAGGCGCCGCAACAGUCCUACUCGGCUGAUUAUUAAGAGUCACACUUUUACCUGUCCUUGAAACCGAACGCAACUGCAGGAUGAAUUUAGGAGGAGGAAACCAGUGCGGGCGGUGUGAGAAGACCGUUUACUUUGCAGAGGAGGUACUCUGCGACAGUCGGCGCUUCCACAAGUCCUGCUUUGCGUGCUUGGUGUGUGGGAAGGGCUUGGACAGUACAACUGUUGCCGUACAUCUGGAGGAACUCUACUGCAAGGCAUGUUACAACAAGAAGUACGGGCCGAAGGGUUACGGUUAUGGUGUCGGAGCAGGCACCCUUACCAUGGACAAGGGAGAGGGUCAGGGUAUCACCCACCAAGAACCCGCACCUCAUCGCCCGACCACCAACCCGAACUCAUCCAAGUUGGCUCAGAAAUUCGGAGGGUCUGAUAAGUGCCCUCGUUGCGGCAAGGCCGUCUACGCUGCGGAGAAAGUGAUCGGAGCUGGCAGUUCAUGGCACAAGACUGGCUGUUUCCGCUGCGCCACGUGCGGUAAGGGCCUUGAGUCAACCACACUUGCCGACAAGGAGGGAGAAAUCUACUGCAAAGGGUGUUAUGCGAAAAACUUUGGUCCAAAGGGGUACGGAUACGGUGGUGGGGCCGGAGCUCUGCCACUCACUCAAUAGGCGCAACCGACGAAAGAACAGCGGCAUCGGAGUGACGUCACUGCCCGCUCGACACAUAACUGUACACUAAACAGCCACAACAUUAGGUACACCUGCACUAACUACUCUAAUGAGACCGUAUGCAGGACCUCUAUUAAAAUAAUACCUCUAUGCAUGUGUUUCAGCAUGGUGCCAUCCAUUUUUCCAUCAUAGUAAAUAAAAAAAUAAAAAAAGAAUACAAAAAAUAAUGCAAGUCUUGUAUCAGAUCCCGUUCGAUUGCGCAUGUGUAUCAAAUGUUGUGGGGACUGGACCUGUGUUAUAAUAAACUGCAUUAAAUUGCAAAAUGUAUCGUUGGAUUAGCUGGCGUGAGCCCACGGCUAACCAAGGUCAUUAAACGUUCAUUAAUGAGGAUUCGAGGAACUUUGUCAUGCCAGCACACAUUUAUACAUAAAAUGGCACGAAAUUUAACCUAUUUUGUAAUAUCCUGUAAUAUCAAAUAUGGGGCGUGCAUCAAAACCUGUCACAAUAUACUCACACUAUAUAUGGAAUAUUUGGUGUUAUUGCUAAAAUAAAUAUUAAAGGUCGGGAUUGAAAA